AUGAUGAAAUCGUUGAUUUGUCUCUCUCUCAUCCUCCUCCCUCUCAUCUCCGUCGUGGAAGGCAAUCUCGGUGGCUGGAAGGAGAUCAAGGAUAUAUCCGAUCCGAACGUUGUAGCGCUCGCGAAGUACGCGAUUGAUGAGCAUAACAAGGAAUCGAAGGCGAAUCUGGUUUACGUGAAGAUCGUAAAAGGGAAGGAGCAAGUCGUCUCCGGCAAAAAGUACGAUCUGACAAUCGCGGCGAAGAACGGCGGUGGUGCGACGAAGAACUACGAGGCCGUCGUGGUGGAAAGGGUGUGGGAACAUUACAGGAGCCUUGAAUCGUUCAAGGCGCUAUAG
This is a messenger RNA of Thlaspi arvense, 336 nucleotides long. NCBI's taxonomy places the organism in Eukaryota, Viridiplantae, Streptophyta, Magnoliopsida, Brassicales, Brassicaceae. The record is from the annotation of a GenBank genome assembly.